CCUUUCUCGGUUCUCUGGAGCCUGUUUGCGCCUCCUUUGUGGAGCCUUCCCGGGGUGGUGCUGCGCCGCUCGGACGGCUCUCUGUAGGGGUUCGGUUCGGGGGGUGUAACGCUGGAUUUGGUGUUACGGGUAUUCUGCUCGUGUUUUCCGGUUGCUUGGUGAUUUUUGGCCUUCAGGCUGGUUGGCAGGAAGACGGCUUCCUUUUCAGAUCUAGAUCAGGCAAAUCGGGCGAGCCGGUCUGCUCUCCUGGUCACAGCGGCUCUCAGACAACAUCGCCCGUCGCCCUGCCGCCACUGCGGAACAACAACCACAACCCCCUGACGGGAGGUUCUAAGCCUGCCAUGUCGGACAACAUCCAGGUCUCGUCUCAGUCGCAGGUCCACAUCACCCAGUUGUUUGAGGAGAACUCCAACAGGCGGUCAGUCCUCAGCACGCAGCCCAAUGGCCUCGCCCCGCUCAGCUCCAGCCGGGCAGGUAUGCCGCUCCCGGAACGGCAGAGUUCAGGCACCGACGCCACCCAUCAUGGCCGCCAGUCCACCACCAUCACCAACAAGCAGGGGGACGCCAAGCCAAAGCCCUGCCUUAUGUCGCCCGACCUGGCCAUGAAGCAGUACAUGUCCAAGCUGUCGUCCUUCGAACACCACGAGGUGUUCAACUACCCCGAAGUGUAUUUCAUCGGCCAGAACGCAAAAAAACGCAACGGCGUUCUGGGUGCAGCCAACAACUGUGGCUACGAUGACGAACAGGGGUCCUACGUCCAGGUGCCACAUGACCAAAUCGCUUAUCGCUACGAGGUUCUGAAGGUGAUCGGAAAGGGCAGCUUCGGACAGGUGGUGAAGGCCUUCGACCAUAAAACCCAGACCCACGUGGCUCUGAAGAUGGUCCGCAACGAGAAGCGCUUCCACCGGCAGGCCGCGGAGGAGAUCCGCAUCCUGGAGCACCUGAGGAAGCAGGACAAGGACUCGAGCAUGAACGUCAUCCACAUGAUGGAGCACUUCACCUUCCGCAACCACAUCUGCAUGACCUUCGAGUUGCUCAGCAUGAACCUCUACGAGCUCAUCAAGAAGAACAAGUUCCAGGGCUUCAGCCUCCCGCUGGUCAGGAAGUUCGCCCACUCCAUCCUGCAGUGUCUGGAAGGACUGCACAAGAACCGCAUCAUCCACUGCGACCUCAAGCCAGAGAACAUUCUGCUCAAGCAGCAGGGCCGCAGCGGCAUCAAGGUCAUAGACUUCGGCUCCAGCUGCUAUGAACAUCAGAGGGUUUACACCUACAUCCAGUCCAGGUUCUACAGAGCUCCAGAGGUGAUUCUAGGCUCCAGGUAUGGGAUGCCCAUCGACAUGUGGUCCCUGGGCUGCAUCCUGGCUGAACUGCUGACCGGUUACCCACUGUUACCAGGCGAAGACGAAUCCGACCAGCUAUCCUGCAUCAUUGAACUAGUAGGCAUGCCUAGUCCGAAGCUCCUAGAAGCCUCCAAGCGAGCGAAGAACUUUGUUUCGUCCAAAGGCUACCCGCGGUACUGCACCGUCUCCUCCAUGCCCGACGGCUCCGUGGUCCUGAACGCAGGACGCUCCCGACGGGGGAAGACACGCGGCCCCCCGGGCAGCAAGGACUGGAGCGCCGCAUUGAAGGGUUGCGAUGACCCGCUCUUCCUGGACUUCCUCAAACAGUGUCUUGAAUGGGACCCGGCGCUCAGGAUGACUCCGAGCCAGGCGCUGCACCACGCCUGGCUCAGGAGGCGGCUUCCCAAACCUCCGACCGGAACCACAGGAGAGAAAGUCGCCCCAACCAAACGCACCGUCAACAACGGCGACAGUUCCAUCACCUGCAUCUCCAAACUGGCCUCCACCUCCACAGCCACCACCUCUACCAAAACGAGGACUAAUUUAGCGGGCAUUACAGACGCCAACGGAAACAUCCAGUCGAGGACGGUGCUGCCCAAACUAGUUAGCUGAGAGUGAAUACACCCCACCCCAGUGGUGGGGAAUAAAGGCUGAGUUCAAAAGCAACCAGCUAGACCUGAAUAAAACUGGUCUACCCAGUUGUGAAGCGCAUUUGGUUAUUUAUUGCGUUGCUGGGGUGCAUUUAAGUGAGAUGCAGUCCUGACGUUGGAUUAUUGAAGAAGCUAACCAAGCUGGGAUGCAACCUAAACUAAAGGACCCUGGGUGCAUUCGGAAACCUCAAACUCAAAUCAUCGGAAGCGGAUGAGAUGUUUUGAAGUUUGGGCAAAAGGACGGUAAAGUGACGACACGUUGUGGGGCGGUUCAGACAAUCGGAACACAUCACACUGCUCUGUAGCUCCAAACUCACAAAAACACAUCAGAAACAUGGUGCUGAUGGAGGGAACAAGGCUUUUUAAAAUAUUUUAUAACAAUCUUUUUAGCUGAGUCAUGAAAUCAGUAUAACACCAAAAAUGUUGAGUGACUUCAGUCUUACAGGUUUUUAUCUACAGUUUUAGGGUUUCACCUUCAGUUUUAUGUCAUCAACUGAUUGUAGCGUGUGUCUCUUGACCCUAAAGCUGCGUCUGGUUUUUGGUUCAUUUCAUUUUUGGGGUUCUGUUGGGCAACGAUCCAAAUCACAGCAUCAAAACUCUCUAAACCCUGAUUUUAAACAGCUACCUGAGAGCUGGCUAACAGAAUUAGUUAGCCAGUUUUAUAUUAUAUCGACUAGCUAGCCAUGUUAGCAUGCUAGCGUAGUGCCUGUUAGCUGGCUAACUGCUAACUAGCACGAACUGAGUUGGUAAACAGCUAUAUAUUCAUGUUUAGCUGUAAUAUUGCUACCUAUUUUCGACAUAACUAGCUAGCAGUUAGCCUAGCACACACAAAAGAGUUGGCUAACAGUAGCUGACUCAGUGUUUGCCUUGUAUAUCAGUCAUUUGGCUAGCAUUAGCCGUUAUAGCCAUAGCAUGUCAGCUCUCCACUGCCCGGCCUUAUCAUUCUCAGACAGAAUAACAAAAUAUUUCUACUUUCUAUGAUUUUAAGUUUGUUUUUCAGGUUGUAAAGCAGGUGAGACGGUUGAGGACGUAGAAACGGUGGUUCUGUUUACGAGAACAGGCUUGAUCCCUCUGUAUGAAACCAAAUGUGAAUUUUGGGGGCUCGACCAGGCUGAUGAAGGAGUCGUAGCCUCAGAAGGUAAAUUCAGCGUGGUUUACAGACGAGUUCAAAUCGAGGCCUCUAAUGGUGAAAAAAACUAAACAGAAGCAGAAAAUAUAAAUAUAAAAUAACUCAAAAUUUUAAAAUCUAAGAUAUAAAUUACAAAUGACAAAACAUUUUGAAAAAGUGGCAUUAUUUUAAUUUCUUCUGUUUGACAGUUUUAGGGCCAGGAUACAGCAAUUUUCAUUAAUUAUGAGAAUUUAGUCAGAGCAUUAACAGAAGAAUGUCUUGAAAUUACAAAAAGUCAUUUUAAUGUGAAGAAAGCUUGGAUAAUUAAUUACUUCAUUUUUCUAAUAUAACUUUGUUCUUCUAAUUAAAAAAAAAGAAAAAUAUCUUAUUUUUUCGUCAUAAAAUUGAAGUCCAAACAAAUAGAAACUAGUCAAACAAAAUGGUGUAAUUGGUUAAAAAUAAAUAAAUAAAUUCAGAUGAUCCAAAAAUUAAAUCUUUAAAUCGAUUUAUCGCCAGCCCAGAUUUGGUUUCUGAGUUAUUUGCUAGUGUUUUACAUUUAAACACAAUAUUAAUACCAACACCAGGUUCUCUGGGUUUGGGGCCGUUGGCUCGUUUCUGGCUCCGCCUGAAUUCUCAUCAGCUUAUGAAGGAACCGAAUUUCCAGAUCUCACUGCGAUCCGUCGAAGGUUUGGUUUCUGAUGAUGUAGGUGAACAAAAGAGCAAUGAUCAAAUUUAAUCCUGGUCCUUUUAAAUCAGUGUUGCUAACCAUCAGCGAGGGGGCGACGACGAGUAAAGCAUGUUGGAUUUAAUUUAUUUGUCACAUUUUAAUAUUUAAAAGUCUAAUCUAUGUAUGUACAGUGAUGUGCAGUUAUUACUGUAUACUUGAAUGUGUGUGUGUGUGUGUGUUUGUUGCAGGACGCGUGUGUGCAAUAUUAAAAAGUUCUCUUAAACUUGUUCCCUUACAAACACACGAUAUUAACACACAAACAAAAUCUGAACGCAGUCUGAAAAUAAAGUCACAUGAGGAGGUGGAGGACGAAGAUGAGGAGGAGGAGGAAAGGUUCCCGGGAUUGGCUAAUUGGUGUCCGUUGACGUAAUGUAGCACACAGGAAGUGAAAGACAAUGUCAUGCUGCACAGGAGGAACCGCAGAUGCUACAAGCUCCGCCCAUCUCAGGGGAAGCUCCGCCCCCUCCUGCUGCAGGGGGAGGGAAAAGUAGAAAAUGUGGAGUUGAUUCUGUUUUGUUUUGAUAAAUUGAGUUGAUUGUAUGUUUAGUUUUUUUAACGUUUUUUUUUUUUUUUUUUUGGUGAGACUGAGUGCUGAGAGUCGUAACUUUGUGCCUUCAGUAUCUCGACGCCAUGCCACGCCCUCCCAACACACACAAACAUGAUGUCAUCAUUCAUUUAUUAUUCAGCCUGAAUUGGCAGACGCAAAAAUACCAACAAGAUCUCAUUUUCCAGUCUCCAUGCUGUGUAGCCUGUAUUUUACAGCCAACAUUACAUGAUAGUGCUCCAUAUGCCACAAUUUUUUAUUUUUGUCUUAAUUUGGAAAAACAAUCUAAUAUAAAUGUUGAAUUCCCCAAGUUUAACAUUUGUUACCGUUUAGCUUCAAAAGUACUUCUGGAUUACACAUUUGGUGCCGUUAGUUGCCUUUUGUUUGCCUCUGAAGAAUUUGGGAAUGACGUCUUUUUAAAAACAUUUCUAGUUCCGCUAUUCACCGAUUAAAAAGUAUUUGUACAAAGUCUGACUUUACCUAGUGAUGUCUCAAAUGGAACAAUAAAAAACGUUUUUAAAAAUGAAAGGAUUACUAUUUAUUUGCAGAAAAAUUCAAAAAAAUAGAGCGGCAACAAGAAACGUAUUGGGGGGGAAAAAAUUAAAGAUGAUGGAUUGUAUGCGUUUCAGCCAUGUUGGGUUCUAAGAAUGGGAUUGCAGACCUUUCAGGAGUUUGAGAGUUUGAUGCUGGACUGUGAUCACUGAGAUCAAUAUCUAUCCCCAAAGUUAGAUUUUUACCAUUACUCGCAUUUUUAAAUUAAACAGGAAAUUAUAACAGUCAAAGUAACUCAGUUGGGGUGUCUCCGUUUAGUUGUUUCUACUAGUAUUGUGACAUUAAAAACAGAGGAAUGGUUAUUUGUAGUUAUAAACAUAUUCAGGGUAAAUCCAAUUUUCAAGCUUACCCGCGUCCAGCUUCCGGUAUGCUAUGGCUGCCGUUUCCGGUGAACGUUCUCAACUCGCAUCUGACGUCAUUCCCAAAUGCGAGUUCCAACUUCCGAGACAAAACGAACAUAAACUAUACAUGUAGACUUCCGACUGAAAUUAAAACACCGUUAGAGAACAGUUGUCAUAAUGCCAUUACUGACGCUCAUCUUUCUAUCUUGCUAAAAAUAUCUGUGGGCCUCUGCAAUGUUUACAGAUCCAGCAGAAGAGACCAACAGCCCAACCACAGAUCGUAGCUUUAAACUGCUCUGCACUGAUGUUAGCAUUUCGUGUUUGUGUGUGUUGGAACAGAGAGGGAGACGUUUAAGUCAUGGCAGCACAAUGUACAGACACAUAUCAGCCAACUGUCGUUUGCUAACGACAGGGCGAAGCUAACACUAGCCGUUUGCUGCACUGACGUUGGUUUUACCUAUUGAAGCUACCACUAGCCUACUGCUAACUGAAUGCUAGUAGCAAAUAGCAAAGGGUUUUCUUGCUCUGCAGCUACGUUGAGCUCUUCAACGAAGUUCUCAACCAAGCUGUUAGUAUUAAUGUGGUUGUUUUUGAUGUUUGUACCUCAGAUUGCAUUACUGUUGUCAUUUAUAUGACUAACAUCCAGGGCAUUUGGUUUAAUCUACCAAAGUGCAUUCCUUUACAAAAGUAGCUAAAUGCUAGCUACUCCAGCAGUCACAUAUAGGCAGUCAGAAAGUAAGAAACAAGCAAAAAUACAAUAAAGAGACAAUUUUUUCCUAUAACAUGAAAAAAUGUUUUAACUUACCUCUUGGUAGCACUCUGAUAACAUUUUUUGUUCAUGUGAAAUCGGCUUUAGCCUGUUAGCCAAUUAGCUCAUUAGCCAUUGGCUUCUCUCGAGAAGUCUUCGCAGCCAGACAUUAGUAAAAGGUUUCUAUAUUGUUUGCCAGCUGGGUUUUAUCGUUUUUUUUUUUUUUUUAAAGAUGUAAAUAUUGUGCAAAAGUGUUUGAAUAAAACAUUUUGGGGAUGGGGGGUGGGGGGGUAUUCAAUGGGCUGUGGUGCCACUGCACGGCCAGUUUUAUUUUGUACUGUAUCUGCUGUACAGAACACAGAAAUUGACACUUUUCUAGUGAGCCUUUGUUAAAUUUUAUUGUGGUGGAAAAAAAUUAUUAAUAAAAACACUUUUAUUGUCAA
Molecule: messenger RNA, 6453 nt
Organism: Poecilia reticulata (guppy)
Lineage: Eukaryota; Metazoa; Chordata; Actinopteri; Cyprinodontiformes; Poeciliidae
Gene: dyrk2
Product: dual-specificity tyrosine-(Y)-phosphorylation regulated kinase 2
Biological process (GO): peptidyl-threonine phosphorylation; peptidyl-serine phosphorylation
Cellular component (GO): nucleus; cytoskeleton; cytoplasm
Molecular function (GO): protein serine/threonine kinase activity; ATP binding; protein serine/threonine/tyrosine kinase activity
Source: RefSeq, a predicted model, not a curated record